This is a messenger RNA of Haemorhous mexicanus (house finch), 1869 nucleotides long. It is a transcript of the gene C26H21orf58, whose product is annotated as chromosome 26 C21orf58 homolog. The record is from RefSeq and is a predicted model, not a curated record. The transcript has 9 exons. Lineage: Eukaryota; Metazoa; Chordata; Aves; Passeriformes; Fringillidae. The coding region runs from base 138 to 881 and encodes 247 amino acids.
AAAAGUCUCUAACAACACAGAGGCCAGGCUUAGUGAUGCUGCCAGGGGAAGGACAGCAACCAUUAGGAGCAGAGAAAUAAAUAUUCAGUCUCAGCUGCCUUCCUGUGAGCAUCACAAGCUGCAGCACAAAAGAGAUAAUGGCAGAUCCUUCAGUGGUGGAUCACCUGGCACGACUGAAACUCAAACUCCUAGAAAAGAGACUGCAAAAAGCACAGGAGAACCUGGAGAAGGUGGAAUUGUCUCUCCCAGCUGCGCGGAACAGAGCUCAGGACCUGCUCCAAAGUGCCCUGAGGCAAAGGGAAGAUCUGCUGCAGGAGCUUAGGGAGCAGCACCUUCUGGAAGAGCUUGCACAGCCAGCUGCACCAGAUGGGGGACACUGCCAUGAGCACAGAGCUGCCCUCCCACAAAUCUACCAGAUCCCUUUUCCAGCUUCCCCAGCGGAGCCCCCAAGGAUUAUCCAGCAGGCAGUGCCAGCUCAGCCUGCCACCAUCAUCCAGCAGCUGCCUCAGCCCUCCCCUGUGCUCACACAGAUCCCCCCAGCCCAGCCCUUGGCAGCCCCCCGCUCUGGGGGCAUCAAGGAAGACAUGGUGGAGAUGAUGCUGAUGCAGAACGCUCAGAUGCACCAGAUCAUGAUGCAGAACUUGAUGCUGAAGGCUCUGCCACCAGCACUGCUCACACAGCCUGGGGGAGCUGGCUCUGCCCCCCUGCAGCACAGGCAGCAGGACCUGCAGCUGGCUGUGAAGGCAGAGAGGCCCAAGGCAGCUGUGGUGCACCACCACCACCACUACCCUCCCACGGGGGUGCUCCCAGUGCCCCCCAGCAGCCUCCUGCCCCCGUGCCCAGAGCAGCCCUGGAGCAGCAGCCCUGCCCAGCCUCUGUGAGUGAGCAGGCAGCCAGGACAGGCACCUGCAGCCCUUCCUGCCUGCCCAGGUGGCCCACAAACUGACAGUACAGGAUCCUCUGCAAAUGGACCAGAGCCUUUCUAAAAGCAAUAAAAUCCUGCUGUUCUUCCUCAGCCAUUGGCAUGGCUUUUUCUUCAGCAACAUAAAUCGAGCUCUUUUCCCUCCUUUACCUUCCCCCAGAGGGCAGGCUUUAAUCCAUGCCCAUGUUAUCCUCUUCUUUUUAGUUUUAUUUAUGACUUCUUUAAUCCAUGCCCACGUUAUCCUCUUCUUUUUUAGUUUUAUUUAUGACUUCUUAAAAGGCUCACUCAGAGUUUUUAUCAGGCAACCCUUUUUCCUGCUCUCAGCAGCCUGGUUUUCCUUAUGUAGAAAGAUGAGCAAUGAUUUUAUAGCACUUUCUCAAUUUAUUCCCACCUUCUGUUUUUAGAGUGGAGAACAUCUGUACCCUGGGUUUGCCUGCUGCAGUUUGUCAGUGAGUCUGAUUAAGGAAACCCAGGGACCCAAAUUUUGUUUGGAAAGAAGAAAAGACAGUAACUGUCACUGCUGGAAGCUGUCUGUGCUCCAAAAACAAUUAAUGAAUAAUUUAUUUACCAUGUAAAACCUACCUUGCUCUUUGCCCUCUCUGCUCUGCUGUCUUUGAGAUUCUCACUGCUCUCUACAACUUCUCACUCUCUACAACUCCCUGAAAGAGGAAAUUUCCUCAGGUUGUGAGUUUGGACUGAAUAUUAGGAAGAAAGUCCUGGCUGAAAACAUUGUCAGGCACUGGAAGAGGCUGCCCAGGGGAGCACUGAGUGCUGCCCCAUCCCGUGGCUGUUUGACAGCCUCAUGGAUGGGGCAUUCAGGGUCACAGCUUAGGGCUGGGUUAACAGCUGGGGCUUGUUCUCAGAGGGCUUUUUCUACCUUAAUGAUGCUCUGACCAGAUCUGCUGGGGCCUGGUAGUUUAGCAAUAAAUUGUACUUGGUGAUACAAA